This is a messenger RNA of Didymella exigua CBS 183.55, 339 nucleotides long. RefSeq lists its product as uncharacterized. NCBI's taxonomy places the organism in Eukaryota, Fungi, Ascomycota, Dothideomycetes, Pleosporales, Didymellaceae. The record is from RefSeq and is a predicted model, not a curated record. The transcript has 2 exons. The annotation marks the transcript as partial.
UUACCUGCUCACUUAUUACACCUUACACAGCCCCUUAAUAUAGGUUAUUUUGCCACAUUAAAGUGUGCGUACAAGAAAGAGAUUAGAGCCUUAGUAAAUAGCUAUAUUAACUAUAUUAACAAGAAAGCAUUCCUAGACACCUACAGUAAGGUGUAUAAGGGUGUUUUCUUGUCUAAUAAUAUUAGAUCUAGCUUUAGAGCAGCUAGUUUAGUUCUAGAUAACCUAGGGGUGGUGCUAUUAAAGCUUAAUAUAAAGCUUUGUACGCCAACUCCACCUCUGCUAACUACCACCUCCUGGCAACUAAGGACUCUAAGCAACACGCUUAAGAUAGGUGUAUAA